Messenger RNA from Fundulus heteroclitus (mummichog), 2992 nucleotides. RefSeq names its product acyl-CoA dehydrogenase very long chain (gene acadvl). Gene Ontology annotation, molecular function: fatty-acyl-CoA binding; very-long-chain fatty acyl-CoA dehydrogenase activity; flavin adenine dinucleotide binding. The record is from RefSeq and is a predicted model, not a curated record. Bases 148 to 2130 code for a protein of 660 amino acids. The transcript has 21 exons. NCBI's taxonomy places the organism in Eukaryota, Metazoa, Chordata, Actinopteri, Cyprinodontiformes, Fundulidae.
GACAGUCGGCGCUUCCAUCCGUAGAAGAAGGCGGAAUAACAACAGCGGUAGCAGCGGCGGAAAAUCAGAUUUCGGCGUCCUUUCGGUUGUAUAACUCGGUCAGAAGACACAAGUUUCAAAUUUAAAUAGCUCUGAACAAAAUAAACCAUGCUGCUUCGUAAAGUGAGCCAGACAUCCUCCUUGUCCGUAUGCGGGUCCAUUCUCCGGAAUCCCGCCGUGCUGUCAGGAGCUCCGCGUCCAGCCGCGAUCGUACUCGCUGUACCAGGCGGUCGACUCUACGCCAGUCAAGCUGCUCAGGCCGUGUUGGACAAACCCGCAGCGGUUGGCAGCGAUGUUGCAUCCAAAGUGGAAAAGAAGGCCGUCGCUGCUGAAUCCAAAUCAUUUGCUGUCAACAUGUUCAAAGGGCAGAUCGCGACAACUCAAGUGUUUCCCUUUCCUAAAGCCCUGAACGACGAACAGGAGCAGUUCCUCCAGGAGCUCGUGGGCCCAGUCAGCAAGUUCUUUGAGGAGGUGAACGAUCCUGCCAAGAACGACGCCCUGGAGAAGGUGGAGGACCACACCAUGGAGGGCCUGAAGGAGAUGGGCGCCUUCGGCCUGCAGGUUCCCGCCGACCUGGGCGGCCUCGGCCUCUCCAACACCCAGUACGCGCGCCUGGUCGAGAUCGUUGGCAGCCACGACCUGGGUGUCGGCAUCACUCUGGGCGCUCACCAGUCCAUCGGCUUCAAGGGGAUCCUGCUGUUUGGGAACAAAGCCCAGAAGGAGAAGUACCUGCCCAAACUCGCCACAGGUGAACACAUCGCCGCCUUCUGCCUGACGGAGCCUGCCAGCGGCUCUGACGCCGCCUCCAUCAAGACCACCGCCGUCCUCUCCCCCUGCGGGAAGUUCUACACCAUGAACGGCAGCAAGAUCUGGAUCAGCAACGGAGGUCUGGCGGAGAUCUUCACCGUCUUCGCCAAGACUCCCACGAAAGAUCCCAAAACGGGAGAGAUGAAGGACAAGAUCACCGCCUUCAUCGUGGAGAGGAGCUUCGGAGGCGUCUCACAUGGGCCGCCGGAGACCAAAAUGGGCAUCAAGGCGUCCAACACGGCCGAGGUCUACUUCGAGGACGUGCGCGUGCCGGCCGACUGCGUCCUGGGCGAGGUGGGCGGCGGCUUCAAGGUGGCCAUGAACAUCCUGAACAACGGGCGCUUCGGGAUGGCGGCCGCGCUGGCGGGCACCAUGAAGGGCGUCAUGUCCAAAGCUAUCGACCAUGCGGCCAACAGGACCCAGUUUGGGAACAAGAUCCACACCUACGGAGCCAUCCAGGAGAAGGUGGCCCGUAUGACCAUGCUGCAGUACGUGACAGAGUCCAUGGCCUACAUGAUCAGCGGCAACAUGGACAGCGGAGCCACAGACUUCCAGAUCGAGGCGGCCAUCAGCAAGAUCUUCGCCUCUGAAGCGGCGUGGACCGUGACUGACGAGAGUAUUCAGGUCAUGGGUGGUAUGGGUUUUAUGAAGGGCUCUGGGGUGGAGCGGGUCAUGAGGGAUCUGCGGAUCUUCCGGAUCUUCGAGGGCACCAACGACAUCCUGAGGCUCUUCGUGGCUCUCAACGGCUUCCAGAACGCCGGGAACCACCUGAAGAGCUUGCAGAAGGCCCUGAAGAACCCCAUCGGCAACGCCGGGCUGCUGGCCGGGGAGCUCACCAAGAGAGCCAAAAGGAAGGCGGGUCUGAGCACGGGUCUGACUCUGCAGGGGAGCAUCCAUCCUGAGCUGGCGCAGAGCGGCGACCUGACGGUGAAAGCCAUCGAGCAGUUCGGAGCCGUCAUCGAGGAGCUGCUGGUCAAGCACGGCAAGAAGAUCAUCGACGAGCAGUUUGUCCUGAAGAGAGUCGCCGACUGCGCCAUCGACCUCUACGCCAUGGUGGUCGUCUUGUCCAGGGCUUCCCGCUCUCUGAGCCAGGGCCAGGCCUCAGCUCAGCACGAGAAGAUGCUGUGCGACACCUGGUGUAUGGAGGCUCACGACAGGGUGAUGCGGGACGUUCAGCUCCUGCGCUCCACUCAGUCCAAGCGGCUCUUCAACAACAUGAGGUCCAUCUCCGCCGCCGUGGUGGAGAACGGAGGCGUGGUGGCUCCUCACCCGCUGGGUUUCUAACUCGCCUGCCUCCAUCCCCCCUGAGUCAGAAUCGGCCCACUUUAACAAUACCUUGUCUCCUUCCGUCACAUCGGCGCCCUUCUGUCAGACACGCACGAGUCGGAGUCUAAGCAGCAGCAGCAGCAGAUUGUAACUAGACCAGCAUCUUUGUGACUCCAUGACUGUAGCCGACCGAUCAACAGUUCACGCCUCAAAUGGGAAUAAAUGCAGCUGUUUUCUGGCUUUAACACAAUCAAUGCAACUCUGUGGGUAACUCGGUUAUCUGUGAACAAAAAGGCAACAUAGGUUUUUUUUUUUUUUUUGAAGGGCAUAUUUUAACUUUUUUCUGUUUUUUUUUUUUUUUGUUUUUUUAAUGUACACGUGCCCAAGUUGUGUUCAAAUGUAUUUAACGAUGUGCUUUGUAUGUACCUGAAAGCCUUUCUGCACAUUAAGCUCUUACAAACACAAACGGCAGAUGGAAACCUUUUGCCUUAGAGCCUUUUUCCACGGAUGCUGGUUGAAGUCCCUGCAGUCAGCUCUCAAGGUGGAAACUGUAAAUGUCGGGAGUCCUGAACUGUAGAUGUAAAACACGUUACUGUCAGCCGUGCAUACGUGCGAUAAUGGUGCACGCCUGUUCUGCACGUUCUGUGGGGUCAUCGUCUGUAUUAUUAAUUAAAUGAAGUGUAGCAGCUGUUUGGUAUGAUCCCACCGGUUGAAGGGUUUCAUCUGAUUAAUUUUGUUCACUAUAUUCCACGACAUGCCGUUCAGAUUGAGUAAUUGAUGCCUAGGUAAUCAAGUGAUCUGCCUCAGCAAACAGGUGUGGGGCUCUCAGAGUACCUGUAAUGCGUAAAGUGUAAUUAAACAUGCCUCUGUUCAGCUCCGA